AUUCUAAAUGAGUUACAAAACAAUUUUUGAUUAAUAUCAUCCUUGAGUCAGAUGAUAUUUAUAUAGUGUUAGGGCAAUACUGUAUGCUAUAAAUAAUUGGCAAUCCUUUUUUUAUGAGAGCGGGAGAUUUCAGCAAUACGUCAUUAAUCAUAUUAUAGAGAAAUGUAGCAAGAAUUGUGUGAAAAUCUAAAAUGAAACAUUUAUAUAUAUGUGCAUUCCAGCUCCCAGUUAGGAUAGUGCACUGUACCUGCCAAAGUUUCAUGAUGGGAACUUCUCAGUUGAUUUUGUUUACUCUAAUUGUGCCUAAAUAUCUUCAAAUCCAGUAUAAUUAAAUUGUAUUUAUUUAAAAAUGCAAGGUUGCGUUGUCCUAAAUUGACUUUUUCAAUCAUUCCAUCUCAGUGCCCCAACCCUCUUUCAUGAAGCCUAGUAUCCUUAAAAUGUGAUUCCGCCGUAGUAGUCCCAGCGCCAUCCCUUGGUGGCUGUGCUUCUGGUACUAUAGAUGUAAAAAAUGAGUGUGAAUGAAUAACUAAAGUGUCCUGUGUUCUCACAACUGAUCGUCUUACAGAAUAUGAUAAAUUUUCAUUUAUGCGAUACAUAAACAUUUCUGUGCUAAUACCACCUUGUAUGAAAUUGCUUCAAUUUUUCUUGAUAAAUCUAUUUCAAAGGAUUUGUUAACCUCUUUCUUGAUUUUUGUUGCAGUGACCAAGUUUUAGGAUAUUAAUUGUUGCUACUUUUCUUAAAGUGGAAUCUUGAUGAAGGCCUUAGCUUGGAUAAAUCGCUACGAUGCGUACUAAUUAUAAUAGUUAAUAAUGAUUUCCUACUUGUUCCGCAAGUUAGCAAUAAUAAAAAAACUUGACUUGCUCAUAAAAGUUGGACUAUCAAAGUUUGUGUUAACCCAGCAGAUUGAUGGUGACCUCAAUACUUUAUAGUAUCUUGUUGAAUCAAUUGUACAUUGAAAAACUAAUUGUAGGGUAUUCAUUUGGAACUUCUUUCUCGAUUCACUUUGGAAAUGCCAAAUGAUAAAUCACUCGAUGGCGGUAGGGGAGGAAACCCAAAGUGGACCCCGCCAAAAAAGUACAACUUGAGGAACUCGUCCAAUGCUAACAAUUUUUACUCAGUGGACUCGACCCAAAAUUCUGGCAUGCAAGCUAUGCCUUCAGCUGAUGGGAAUUGCACGCAUACUAGUGACGCGCUCAUCAGUGGAGCCAUGAAGCUCCCCAAUGGACGGUACAUGCUUAACGGCAUGGAGCUCACCAAGCAGGAGUUGGACUUUGUGCUAGACAAUACUGAGCCUCAAGAAGUCCCGAGUGAAAGCUCCAUGCGCCAAUCGUUGAUGAGCUACAUCCCAAAUUUUCGAAUAUCUUUAGGUAGUAAAAGCAGUAAAACUGAUGCCACAACAUCACAGAUGAUGAAGAAAAGUGAACAUGCACAAUCAUUGCAUAAACAAAUCAAAUUUCGCACUAAACCUCUGACUGCAGUAGAAAAAAUACUAGCGACGCACACCAAGGAGGUGGAGGAUGCCUCGACGUCUGCAGCGGCCGCCGCUGAGAAGGGACCUGAGUGCUCGAUAUGCCUCAGCAACUGUCAUGAGGAGUCACCCUACCAGGCGCAGAAAGAAACGAGUCGGGACAUCGUGGGCUCUGUCUCAUUGAGCCGAUGCGGCCACGUGUUCCACGCGUGCUGCGUGCUGCAGCUCGUGUCUCAUGAUGCCACCUCCAUCGUCUGCCCAAACUGCAAGACCAUUCACGGUGUCAUGACGGGAACACAGCCCCCGGGAGGCACUAUGACAGUCCAGACGCAGAGCAUGCAUCUUCCUGGGUAUCCGCACUCGAAAACAAUCGUCGUGUCUUAUAAUUUCCCUCGGGGCGUUCAAGACGCGAAGCAUCCUAACCCUGGUCGUCCUUAUUAUUUAGUGGGGUUCCCUCGCGUCGCCUACUUGCCAGAUACGCGGCAAGGCCGUCAAGUGUUGUCAUUGCUACGUAAAGCCUUUGAUCGACGUCUUAUCUUCACGGUGGGGACGUCGGCGACGACAUCGCAGCCUGACUGCGUCGUGUGGAACGGCGUGCACCACAAGACGGAGGUGACCAACCACGGCGGCCACGGCUACCCCGACCCCAACUACCUCGACAACGUCACCAUGGAGCUCGCCGCCCUCGGCGUAACAGAAGACUCGUAAUCCAUCCGCGCAGUGCCUUGUCUCGUGUUGCAGCAUUGUGCAAUUGUUGUAUCAAUGUUCAAAUUUGCUGGUUGCAAGUAGUAUCUCAUUAGUAUUGUGUUAUUUUACUUGCUCAUAAAAAUGGAAUAUAUAAUCGAGAAAUGUUUAAAGUGUGCAAGACUUCGUUAUUCUGCUAUUAAGUUAAGUUUUUUGGCGCAUUUUCUCAUUUAUGGAAAAAAGGCGCUAUUGUUCGUCAUG
Molecule: messenger RNA, 2413 nt
Organism: Hyalella azteca
Lineage: Eukaryota; Metazoa; Arthropoda; Malacostraca; Amphipoda; Hyalellidae
Product: probable E3 ubiquitin-protein ligase DTX2
Exons: 6
Coding region: 1010-2176 (388 amino acids)
Biological process (GO): Notch signaling pathway; protein ubiquitination
Cellular component (GO): nucleoplasm
Molecular function (GO): ubiquitin protein ligase activity
Source: RefSeq, a predicted model, not a curated record